AUGGGUGGCACUUCCAGUCGAUCCACACAUUCCACCUUGGACCCCAUGAUUGCGACGACGACGACGAGCAGUAGCACUCGUAGUAGUAGUAGCAGUAGUACUCGUCGUCGACGCAAUCAUCAUCAUCACUCCGUCGUGAAUGGCAAUCAUGGUGGUGGUGGUGGUGGUGGUGGUUUCUUUUCCAGUACUUCCAGUGCUCUCUCACGUGAAGAACAUGAACAAUCGACCAUUCUCCGAAAUGGUAAACAAGUAGAGAGAGGUUACAUGUUGCAUUUGGGAGAACGUUACUUUAAUGAACGAUAUUUAAUUCGUAAGAAAAUUGGAGAAGGAAUGAAUUCGGAUGUGUAUGUGGCUCUUGAUCAAGAAUUGAAUGAAUAUGUGGCACUUAAAGUCAUUCCAGUUCAUUCUGGAAAACAAACUCGUGAACAAAUUCUCAAUGAAAUUGAGAUUAUGCGGAGAUUAAAACAUGAUCAUAUCGUACAAUUAAAGAAUGUCAUGACCCAUCAGGAAUUUAUUGGAACUAUGAGUGGUGGUGCUGUCUUGAGAAAUGACAAUGAUAGUUUACAAUACAAUCAUUCAGAAAAGUGUGAAUAUAUUGUCAUUGUGAGUGAAUAUUGUAAUAUGGGUAGUAUUGGAGAUUAUUUAGAAAAAGAUUUACAUUUAAAAUUACCCAUUUAUAUUCUAUUGAAAUGGAUGAUUGAAUUAAUUGAUGUAUUAUAUUAUUGUCAUGUAGAAAAACAAAUCAUUCAUCGAGAUAUCAAACCCUAUAACAUUUUAUUAAGCAAUGAUGCAUUAUCACCACACUAUGUCUAUUCUAAAUAUAUUAAAGAUGAAGAUGAUGAAGAGUAUGAAGAUGAUGAAGAUGAUGAGAAUGAAGAGUAUGACCAUCAUCAAGAGAAUGCACAACAUUCACCACAUGAAAAAAAAAGAUUUCAAUUUUCAAAAAAUAAGAACCAUUCUUCUACAACUAAUACUAUGAAUAAUACCAAUAAUAAGAAUUAUACCAAUAAUAAUACUUCCACAACUAAUAAUAAUUAUACCAAUAAUAAUAAUACUAAUACUACUCAUCAUGCAUCUAUUCGAUCCAAAAUGGAUCAAUCUUUUGAUUCCUAUGAAUAUAUUAAUGUUAAAUUAGGUGAUUUUGGUUUAUCAAAAGCAAUACAAUCAAAUAUUCAUCAAGUUUCAUUACAGAGUAUUUGUGGUACACCUCUCUAUUGUGCCAGUGAAAUUGUAUUUCAAAAAGGAUAUUCUUACAAUGUAGAUAUUUAUUCAUUGGGUGUUACUUUAUUUGAAUUAUUUAGUGGACAUUCUCAUCUCACAUUUCUAAAAAUAGUAUUACAAAAUUAUAGACCCAUCUCAACACUCUAUGAUUCAAUUAUAUUAAAUAGUAUUCGAAGAUUAAUAGGAAUGAUGAUUGAAAAGGAUAGUUCUAAACGAUUAACCUCUGAACAAUUAAUUGUACAUCCAAUCAUUCAUGCUUAUCGACAUGUUGUGAAUUAUGUCAAGAAUGAACAUGAUCGAGCUAUUCAUCGACAAUUUCACAACAGUGUUAAUGGUAAUAGUAAUAAUGGUAGUAAUAAUGGUAAUAAUAAUUCUAAUAAUUCUAAUAAUGGUAAUAGUAAUAAUGGUAGUAAUAAUAAUAAUUCUAAUAAUAAUAAUAAUAAUUCUAAUAAUAAUAAUAAUAAUAAUGGUAGUAGACCAUCGAUGAAUGAUCAUUCUCCACAACAACAACAACAAGAACAACAAUCCUCCUCUUCGUCUUCCUCCUAUCUCUCUCAAUACAUUCAAGUAUUUAUGGAAAUUAUUAUCUAUCUCAACAUUGAACAUGAUUCUGAUAUUCAAAUGAAAAAUUGUUCCAUUCAGAAAAUUCAAGAAUUAUUUCUAAAAGAAGAAUCAAAAUCAAUAAUUGUCAAUUAUAUACACAAUUCCUAUAAGAGAAUUAUGCAAAUGUUAUGUACGAUUGAUAAGGUGAAUCAACCAUGGAUUUGCAAUUUUAUUUCUCAUAUUCUAAUACCAUGUAUUACCAAUGAUCAAGAUGAAAGAUUUUUAUUUAUCAAAUCUUGUUUAUCACAAAUGAAUUAUUUGUACAGUAGAGGAAAUGCAGUUGUACUCAAAAGAUUAUUCAUGAAUGUGAGAGAAUUAUUGAGUGAUUCAGAUUGGAAAUUAAUUAUUUCUCAAAAUGGAUACAAACAUCCCAAGAAUGAUGAUGUGAUUUGCAUGGAUGAUGUGAAAUUUAGAGAUUAUUUGAAUGAAAUGUUAUUACAGUAA
Messenger RNA from Naegleria fowleri, 2268 nucleotides. RefSeq lists its product as uncharacterized. Bases 1 to 2268 code for a protein of 755 amino acids. Gene Ontology annotation, molecular function: protein kinase activity; ATP binding. Gene Ontology annotation, biological process: protein phosphorylation. The transcript has a single exon. NCBI's taxonomy places the organism in Eukaryota, Heterolobosea, Eutetramitea, Acrasida, Naegleriidae. The record is from RefSeq and is a predicted model, not a curated record.